AUGUCACGUCGGGCUUGGGCUAAUGUCUGGGAAAAGCUGGCCAAACCAACAGUUGGUAGGGGAAAGACGCAGUGGCCGAAGGCCCCUAGUGAUCUUGAAAACCAUGGUGUCUGCUUUGACUAUGAUGGGACUCUUGAAGAGGACGGCCAAGUUUACCACAAGUACCAGGUUCAACCUAAUGUGGGAAAAAUUCCCAGCUCAUGGAAGGAGUGGAGGGAUAAGCAUGGCGGGACUCAUGCUGUUAUUGGGAUAAUUAAGAUUAAGCAAGAUGUAACAAAAGAUGACGUUGACUUGGCUCUGAAAUCUCUCGAAGAGAAGCUCUAG
Messenger RNA from Aspergillus novofumigatus IBT 16806, 324 nucleotides. RefSeq lists its product as uncharacterized. The record is from RefSeq and is a predicted model, not a curated record. Bases 1 to 324 code for a protein of 107 amino acids. The transcript has 2 exons. Lineage: Eukaryota; Fungi; Ascomycota; Eurotiomycetes; Eurotiales; Aspergillaceae.